UGAGUGGUUUCCCCUGACAGCUCGCCAAUUUUUGUUACAAAAUUUCGGAUAGGACAUGGUCUCUGUGUGAAGUUACGUUACCGUUAGGACUGUUCUCGGAAGCGGUCUCUAUGUGGUCUACGUGUAAAGUGAUGGUACCAUCAGGACUGUGUGCUUUAUGAGUGUCUUUGUUCUGGUCAAAUUGACCUGAACAACGGUUUAAAAAUGUAAUUUUUUAACACACACAAAUUCUUGGAGUAAACAACGCGUGUGUAUAUGUCAUAGUUCGCACGCUUCAAACUAAAUUAAUGUGAUCUCUAGUUGUUUGAAAAUUGGUUGCUAUCAGCUUGAAUGUCUGUAUGAAGAUGAAGCCUAGCUGACGCUUAUAAAAUGACUGACGAGAACGAGGCUGCUCAUGGCUGUGAAGUGAAUCCGUCGAAUGAUGUCCUCACGGUGGAUCCUAUUUGUGACACCGUUUCGUACUUUGACGCCAUGUCUUGUCAGAAGGACAUUUCGCUGGGAGGACUCAAAGAUGAACUAUUGUGUAGUGCUGCCAAGACAAAACCGGAAGUUAGCUUAGAAAACAUCACCAGCAAGCAAGAUGUGUCGUGCUGGAGUGACUCUGGCUUUGACACACCGAAACAUGUGACACAUGACCUCGUCUGCUACAAACACGAACAAUGUGUUGACCUCUGGUGCGAGGACAGCACUUUAAAUCAGACACGUGAAAAUCAGUCAAUUGUGGAAGCUGUGUCUCAAGAGACACACCGCUUCAAAGAGCAGUCUACUUGUAGUGAAAAUUCCCAGCAUACCCUCAUGAACGCCUGCAGACGACCACGAAGUUUAUCCAUGGACAGCUGCACAGACGAGCAAACUACUUCUGCCAUCAUCAGUGAAACGUCUUUAGAUGAACACAGGCAGAUCCCAAGAUUGCAAGGCCUAGAGCGAGAGAGACUUAAAGAGGAGUAUAUCGCUUCGCUUGGACUAUCUAAGCGCCCUCCGCGUCCGAAAGCAGCCCCGGUGUUCAAAAAUCGAAUUGCACAGUUCGAGAAUAUCAUGAGCUCUGUUCAGUCUUCAUCCCAACACAAGGAUGUUCAUUCCAAUGCUUCCCCCGGCACCCAAAUGUUCCGCACGUCUUUCAGUUCUAACCUUCUCUCUAGCAAUGACGCCCUCGUUUCGACUCAAGAUGCAGAUGGCAUCGGCCCGCCGCGUACACAGCCGAAAAACAAACCUCCUGUGCCACCAAAACCACGGCUUCCUGAGUGGGCUAAGAAAAGAUUACUUGCCAAAUCUCGUCUGGGUUUAGUAUCUCAGUGUGAAUACUUUGAACAGUUGGCGUCCAAACGAGGUCAGCACUCUGGCCAUCCGGAUGUCAAGAGAAGCUUCAGCUGCCCCUCACCAUGUGACUCACUUCAACCAAUGAUUUGUGAGCGCUUAGUUAACGCAUCUUCAAGUGACUGUUUAGACUCUGCUCAACUCUCAAGUCAACAUUCCAUGGACCAAAGACUGGAGCAGCAGAACGAUGUCAGCUUUGCUCACCUGCCAACUUUCAACAAAGCUUACAACGAUGACGAGAAGGCGUUAAUAACUGAAGCCGGCAGACUUACUGUUUAUCGCAUGAGAUCUCAGAGUCUUGGUUCACACUCGGACAGCGGUAUAGAACCCGAAUCUGUUUUUAAGCGAGUGACUCCUGGGAAACUUUCCAAUUCAAUGAGUGAUAUCAUCAGGCGGUUCGAGGCGGUAGACCAAAAAGAUACUCCUGUCAUUCCUGCUAGAAAAUCAAAGUUUUCCAGUAGCAUUUGUCGAUAUGAGAAUUCGGUGCAGUCAUCUCUAAGUUUUUCAGGGGAUUGUGCAGUGGGUGUCCAAAUACAAGAUAAUAUUGAAAAUAAAGAAAAUGUAUGUAAUCGAACAGAUCAACUGGGAGUAUGUACUGAUCGAUUUGAUCAACUGGGAGUGUGUAGCGCUGGAACUGAUCAGCUAGGCGUGUGCGGUGAUCGAUACGUUCAGCAGAGUUCUGGCAGUCCAAAUAUGAACGAAAUAGACAAGCUAUACUCAAAUGUAUGUCUUGAAUUCGAAUGUCAGUCUAGGGACAAUUGCUCUUGUAGUGAACAGAAAGUUAACUUGCAGUCAGAAGAUGAGUGUCAUACAGCUCAAUGUAAAGAAAAAUACUUGUAUGGCUACAUUCCCAAUGCACAUUUAAACCUAGACAUUGAAUCUGACACUGUGGCUUUGCAACGUGAAGAUUUGUCCACAACAGAAAGUGUCGACCUGUAUUCAUUUAGUUUAAAGAAAGAUUUUGUGACGUCAGACAGCCCAAAGUCCACAUUUAUUGAACAUAAGGAAAUGUUUCUAAUUUUACAAAGUCCAAAUUUAAUCAAAUCACCUUUAUAUAGUAAGCAGACGCCGGCUUCAUCCAGUAGUUGUGAAAAAUACAGAACAGAGUCAUUUAAACACCCAGAUAAACCAAGAUGUCAAUGGUAUAUAAGGCAGUUUUCGAAUCAGUUGGCUAAAACCAUCCUUGAUACUUGCUUUGAAGAUUUCAAGAAAAUAAACAAGUCUUCGUUUCCUAUCACAGUCGUCGGUUCACCUUUAGAUAUAAUCCAAACGCAGAUUUUUAGUAACAAGAAGUUUGAGCAUUUUAAUAAUACUUUUAGACACAGCUUCUUACUCAAAGAAAACCCAGAUAUUCGUAGGUCACAGCACAAACAUCUAGACAAUGGUAUUGACGCAAGUCCUGAUUUAAUCAGCCAGGAAAACAAAAUGAUUUCCGAUAAGCAGAUGGGAAUGAGUGACUUUGACUUAGUAGAUGUAGUACAUCUAGAUCAGCACAAGGUUUAUUACACUGGUGCAAUCCAUUCCGAUGCACUCAAUAAUCAAUUGGAAGGAGAAAUUCAGUACAGUGCUCUCAAUAAUCAUUCGGAAGAAGAGAUUCACUCCGACACCAUUGAUAAACAAUCGGAAAGAGGUUUUGUUGUCAGGAAAAGUUAUUCUGACAUUUCAGGCAGUGUCGAGUCGUUUUAUUCCGGCUACUCGGAGAGUCUAGACUCUUUUCAGUCAGCUGAUGAAACUCUUCUGGAGCAAAGUAAAGAAAUGUUUGACCUUCCUGAAGAUUUCGAUGAACAUCAUCUGGAGAACUUUUUCCAAGGCCAGAAUCCAAUGUCGACUUUCGAGGAAAUAAUUACACCCAUUGCUGAUACGACACUAAUUAGCGAUGAAUUCGACACGUCGAAGUGCGUAGGAUGUUUGUCACACCACGGCGCUUUCGACUACUUAGAAUGCGCACAAAUGUAUGAAUUGACGUCUUUGGAAAAAUUAGAAGACCAUAAUUUUCGAGAAACCUCUCAAGAAACAUCCGGAGCAAUUGAUGCCUUCGAAGCUAUCUCUUUCGAUUGUUAUGAAAAGAGGAACAUCCUAAAAGAUGUACUUGAAGAGAAUGAGCACCAACUUAUAUUAGGUGAUGGACAGGAAGCAAACGUUUCUAUUAUUUCUAAAUUGAAUAUCAACGUUAUUGAGUGCUCUAGUCCCCCGACAGGCCGAGAAGCUAAGGGCAAUGUAACUGACGAUCCGCUGGAAAAAUAUACCUCUGUAGAGCAUUCUAAAUGUGUUCAGUAUAACUCUAGACUUUUAAAUAGUCUUGAUUUGGCAGAUAGCAUAGGCGUAAUUUACGACAUUAGCUCCAAUGGGCGCAAAGCUAAAUAUAAAGAUACACUGGUCACAGCUAAGAAAGGUCCACGUUUAAAUAAAGAAUUAGAUGUUGUAGUUGACGCCCCUGUUUUUGAUCAAGAUAAUGUCCUAUGGAAAGAAAAUCAGAGUCUUCUAUCUGCAGAUUCCGUAGACUUGAAACAGAAGGGUGAAAAAGAGCAUAAUUCAUACAGGCCAUGUAAAACCAGUCUUUACUUUAGUUCGGAUGAUCUAUAUAGUCUGGACGGGAAAAUGUUCCCAAGUGAAAUGGAUAACGUAACCCAAAUACAUAAUGUCAUCCAUGAAAAGUUUAAACCUACUCUAGCUGUGAAUUAUGAAGAGUACGACAAUGUCCACGAGAAUGAAGGAAGCGAGGACUGCCUGGACAGCGGUUACUGGUCAGCCUUUCACUCCCACGACCACUACAGCUUCCAACCGGAAGCUCAUCUGGACACAAUAUUCGAGAAUGAGGAGGAAGAAGAGACUGAGUGCGCCUCGGAAACCCAGAGAUGUCCAAUGUCCACCCAAGUGGUCAGUAAAAACAACCACGAGAUCGUCUCCAAUGACGUGGACUACACACUGUCCAGCUCCUCUUCAGAGGGGGACCUAAAAUGUGGGGCGCCUUGUGUCAAGUCUAAAUCCCGCUGUGGGGCGGGAGGAGACGAUUCCUCGGAGUCAAUGGACGUAGACUCUUUGGAAGAGGACGAAACAGAAGAGACUGCCAUUGGUCACAUUCCGAGAACCGCUGAGAGAAACACAGAUUCGGAGAAGAAAAUACAGGAACAAAGUCUUCAGCCUCGUUUGUCUUUGUCUUGUCAUCUUACAUCACAGUAUGAGCCGCCGCCAUUGUCGCAUCUUACAUUCACACAUAGCGACCAACACGUAAACUCCCCACCCGUCCACAAGUCGUCAGCUUCCGUCCUGGAAGAUCAUCUCAUGACUAUCAGUGACAAGAAGGCCAAGGACGCAAAGCCUACGCCCCAGAUCAAAGAUAAAAAUUGGAAGGAAGCAGAGGAUGCCGGGGUUUUGCCCAACUCUGGUGUAAGGUCCCCGCUCAAAUCCAAACCGGCAUUUCACUUGGACCUGGCGUCUUCAAACAUGGCCCAGUCUGCGGCAGCCGAUGCUCAGGAUCUUCUUGAAAACGCCGCCUCUGGACUUCACAGAAUUUCUUCAGCGAGCAAUUUUCAGCAAGAUGAAGAUGCGUCUCGAAUUCAAAAUUACUACAAAAUGUUGGAGAGAUCCCAGUCUGACGCAAGUCUUAUCAAAAGGGAACAUGACCUGUUGGCCGACCUUGACGAAGUCCACCUAACAGCAGCAGAGUCCAGCAGUGGACAGAACAUCAGUGAAUGUAAUAGAGUUUACUUGGACUUAUCCAGGGCUGAAGCAUUCGAGAGGGUUGAACUGGAUGAAACAUCAGGGUCAAUGAUGAUGAGGACAUCAUCUGGUCGACUUUUGGAGACUAUUCCACAAGACGAGGAGCUGAAAACGGGCGAUCUCAGCUACAUUUAUGCUACUCGUCGAUCUUUUUCACAAGAAAGCUCCUCAAGUUUAGAAGAUUUGUCCUUCUCCUCCAAGUGUAAAACUAAAGAAAGCAAAUUCAAAGCAAAAUGUUCUACAUCUGUCACCAGUAGCAGUUGUGAAGGAAACAGUCUGAGUUCAAAGUCUAAUCUUCGUUCCAGUUUUCAGAUUUACUCUCAGUCUUUAAAACAAAAGGUGCGUCAACUCCAGAUGGGCUCAAUUCCAGAACAGUUGAAUGCUCUAACAGAGCUAAAUGUCCUGAUGGAACAGGCUUGGUCCAUGCCUAUAUAUGGCAAAGACUUGGCCUAUGAGCUUUGUGAUAUUCUACGCACAGAAAGUGCAUUAGACAUAAUAGUCAACAACUUGGCCUCCAGCAAUCGUGACUUGAUGAAGGUAUCAGCCAGACUUUUGGAACAGUCACUGACUACAUCUAACAGACGCCAAGUGGCAGAGAAUGGACUAGAGCUAGUGGUCAAGAUGACCCAUGAUGCUAGAGGAGACUGUGAACUAGCCCAAACCUGUACAGGAAUUUUAGAAAGUCUGUUUAAAACCUCAGAAGACACUUGUGCCAGGGUUAUAAAAUUGGGAGGCCUGGACACAAUUACUUACUGGUGUCGUUGUAAUGACCGAGUGACACUAAAAAACUGUGCCAUUGCUUUGUCCAACCUGGCCCUGUAUGGUGGAGGAGACAAUCAACAGGAGAUGGCAAAACACAAAGUUCCAGAGUGGUUAUUUCCCUUGGCUUUUGUUGAAGAUGAUAGCGUUCGAUACUAUGCUCUAUUAGCUAUUGGUGUUUUAGUUUCCAAUAAGGAAAUUGAAAAUGCUGUUAUGAGCUCAGGAACUCUAGCGCUGGUCUCACCCUUCAUUGACUCCCAUGAUCCAGCAGAAUUCGCUCAGAGAGACAUGUCUCACCGGCAUGGCCGCUCUCCUGGUUGGCUAAAGAGACUGAUUCCAGUUUUAUCGAGCAAAAGAGAAGAAGCUCAGGCUUUAGCAGCUUUUCAUUUUGUGAUGGAGGCUGGCAUUAAAUCUGAACAAGGAAGAAAAGAGGUGUUGUAUAAGAUUGGAGCUGUUGAGCCACUGAAAUGGUUGGCCAGUACACCCAAUCGCGUGGCCUCAAAGUUAGCUGCACAGGCUCUUAAGAUCAUUGGAGAAGAAGUCCCACAUAAACUAUCUCAACAGGUUCCUCUGUGGACCUGCGACGAUGUGACUCAUUGGAUCUCUCAGGGAGGAUUUAGUGCAUACACAGACAAGUUUCAGAUGUGUCAAGUGGAUGGAGAUUUAUUACUGAGAUUAACAGAAGAAGAAUUAAGUGAAAGUCUUGAAAUGACUUGUCCUAUAACAAGAAAAAGGUUUUUACGAGAACUGAGAGAUUUAAAAAUCUCCUCUGAUUACACUUCCUGUGAUCCCAGCAUGCUUGGUGCUUGGCUACAGGAUGUAGGAGAAGACAUGUCACAAUAUACUUACCAAAUGUUGAACACUGGGGUAGACAGGCCACUUCUUCGAUUCAUGAAGGACAACCACUUGCUGGAAGAUUGUAAAAUCUCAAAUGGCAUACACAGAAUGAAAAUUCUGGCCAAAAUUGAAGAGCUAAGGUCUUCCCUAAGUAGUUCUGCUUCCUCAGCCCCAUAUGACAGUGUUGAUGGCAUGACCUGCCACAAGCCUCCCAUUGAUGUCUUCAUAAGUUACAGAAGAUCAAAUGGAUCUCAAUUAGCUAGUUUACUCAAAGUCCAUCUCCAGCUUCGUGGGUUCACUGUGUUCAUUGAUAUUGAGAAACUUCGUGCUGGCAAGUUUGAUGAGAGUUUAUUGGAGAGUGUCAAGCAGGCCAAAAAUUUCAUCAUUGUUCUGACACCUAACUCAUUGGAUCGCUGUAUUGGAGACAGCGAAAAGAAAGAUUGGGUUCACAGGGAAAUCACAGCAGCUAUUGAAGCAGGUAGCAACAUCAUUCCUCUCUUGGAUAACUUCAAAUGGCCAUCACCGGACACACUCCCAGAGGAUAUGAGAAAUGUCUGUUAUUUUAAUGCUGUCCGGUGGAUCCAUGACUAUCAAGAUGCCUGUGUUGACAAGUUAGAACAAUUUUUGAGAGGUGAACCUAACCCUCAACAUUUGGCGAACUUGGCCAGUACUGCAAGUAACACCAGCUCCUCCUCUACCCCACGGCAGACAACGUCAGGGUUUGAAAGUCCCAAUUCUCCUCCUUACCAAAGAGCUCAGGGCUUAAGCAAGACAGCAUCAGUUGAGAGUCCAGGGGAAUCUUGAUGUCUUUUUAGGGUUAAUGAAUAACAGCUGCUCUUAAGGAGAUAUAACUCUAUCAAGAGACAAUAAAAAGUCAGGUUGCUUUAUAUAAUGGCUGUAUGAAAUGACACUUAUUUAUCUCAUCAACUUGCAUUGCACUAGAGUACUUAUAAUGAAUGCACUCGAGUACUUAUAAUGAAUGCACUGAUCUUGUUUUCAGCUUGCAUCAAAUUACACUGAUGAAAACAAGAGAUUUAUUGGAAACAUUGUUAAAAACUAGAAAUAAAAUGGACAUCCUGUUGAAAACAUCAACUUAUAUUGUCAGAAUAGGCAUGUGUGUGUGGUGCCUCUUCACUUGUCAAUUAAGUCUCAUUAGCCAUAUAGAAGAUAUGUUGGGUAGAAUAUAUCAAGCUUUAAGCGUACAUAUAGUUUUGUGGUAUGCAACAUUUUUAACAAGGUUUAAUUUUGAGUUCCAAUACCAAGUCUCUGAACUUAGUGACACAACUCUAAAAACAGUGCCUCCAUGUUGACCUGUGGUACUGAAUGAUUAGCUGAUUCUCUGAUUCAUUUGUCAGAACAAUUUUUUCAGUCCUUCAAAAGAAUAGUUUGGUCUGCAUCCCCCUUCCACAGCAAUACUUUUAUCAAGUGAAUUCUAGUAGCUCUUUGUCUCGUGUUUUUCUCCUUUGUAACAGUUUGAUAGGAAGUGCCCUUUCCUCAAGUUUGUCUUUUUUCUCCGCAGUUUAGUCCUCACCUCUUACAUAUGCAAUUUUUUUUUUAAAGUUGUAGCUGGUACCUAAAUGUCAUUAUGUUGAAGUAGUUGGUAUAUAUUGUCUUCAAUCACUUUUUUCCAAUUGUAAUAGCCUGCCAUUCCAUUCAUAUUUCACCAGAACCUUUUUUUUUUUUCAAUUCUUCAGUGGAAUGGCCACAUACAUUUUCUGGGCUGUGAACUUUAGUAAAUUAAAGUAAGGCGCCCUAAAGAUCUUAUAAGUAAAAAUCCCAGUCUUCACCAUGAUCUCAUCCCAAGACCAACAGGUUUGGUAGCCAAGAGCUUUACCACUUAGCUUAAAAAAAAACACCUGUACACAAUAUUUCUCUGAUUUUAGUUCUCUGAUCAAGUCCUUAUUAAGGUGCCCCUAGUACACAUUCAAUCUUUAUUUUUGCCCUGUCAGUAACACACAAACAUACAUAUUUAUCCAGCUAUUUUGUAGUUUGGAGGAAAAAAAAAAAGACAUCAAUUUGGCUUUUGUUUUUUCAAAAGUAAUUUUUUGUUGUUUGACAGUAUUUACUUUGUCAUUAAAAUUCUAGAAUAAGGACAUAGACAUCCAGUUUCAUAAUUUUUGUGUACACACGCACAAUCACAUUUUUUUAUGCACACCUAAGAGAGUGCUAUUCAGUGAGUUCUAAUAAAACUUUAAACAAAAAUACUAAAAAGAAGCAUCACUUUGUGCCACUAAAUGUUUGUAUUUAGCUUUUAUUAAAAGUUGUUGAGUUGCAAGUUUUGAAAAUUGGCUGAUGUUAUUAAUUGAGCUUUGAAAAAUGAUUAGUUGUUCCAAGUACUUGGUAUGUAAAAACAGGUUCAAAUUUCUUAGUUUUCUCACCAACCCCAAGUGGGAAAAUUGAGGAUGAAUGAUUCAGUCAGCUAGGGCUUUGGUUUAGAAAGAGAGAGAAAUUACAUUACAUUCUCCUUUCAACUGGAGUUUGUUUUUAAACAGACAUUGGUACAUUAGUUACCUGCUUUUUAUGUUGCCCUUCAGCCCUGUUAUGUAAAUGUAACCUGAGCUGGUAAUAUGCCCUAAGCCUUGUCCUGAAAAUGUUGGCUUAAAAUCUUGCCUCUUUUUUUUUUUUUUUUUUUUUUGACAUAAUUGUGGUCUGUAAUAAACUUAUCUAGAUGGAUAACUCUUUUGCAUGUAACAAUCAGUCAUUUAAAAUUAGCUGCUGUACAUUAGAUUUAUGUUUUGUUUUCAUGCUUGCUGUAUACAAGUUACAUCUUUGCUGUAUUAAUGUUUGUGAUAUACCACUGUAUAAAUCAUUCCUUGUUCUCAUUACUAGAAUUAUAAAUUAUAAUAGGACAAAUACAAUGGUGGGUGUGUGACAUGUCCCAUUGUUGUUAGUAGCUUGCGUGACAGUGUAGUAUUUGACUUGUCACAAUGUUGUGUGUGUGUGACAAGAGAUAAGUUAAAGACAUACAAAUAAUUUGAAAUUCCCAGAACUGAUGCAUGCAGGUCUGAGAAUGAGACAUUUUAUUGAUAGAAAAUGUUUCUAGCUAUUUAUUUCACUAAAAGAUUGGACAUUUAAUAACAAAAAAUAUACUUUUGAAUUUGGAUAAUUUUAGGCCACCAGUUAAUUGGACCAGCCACUUAUUUAGACAGAAUUCUAAUCCUAUAACACAGUCAAAUCUGGUUUAUCAGACCAGUAGUUAUAAGAAUCAAAUUCAUCUUGAUAUGUUUUGAUUAACUGGAUUUGAUGGUAUUUAGGUAUUAUUUCACAUUUUCUUUAUACAGGAGUCAAUCUCAAGAAACUUGCAUUGAUUAUCAUUGAUUCCAGAGUAUUGAACAACAGCCUAUAACAUUCACUGUGACUACUUGUCUUACCUUCAAUGUAACAAGACAAUUCAAUAACUUUUUAAUAAUUUAAUUAGUCAGAGUCAUAGAAUUAUUUUGAAACUUGUAUACAUUUGCUUAUGUUUUUUUUUUCUUUCCAUUGGCUGUUUGUUUUCCCAAAAGACUGCUUGUUUACCAAUAUAGCUGUUGGUUUAUUCUUAUUUGACUUGUUUUUGCCUGUGACUAUCAUUAAAUCCACUCCAAAGCCAUAUUGUGCCCCCUGUAAACCAGGGACUGUGUAUUUCAGUUGACUGGAGAUGGACCUCUGGGAUAUCAAUGUCAUUAAAUGAACUCCAUUUAUGUGUGAAUUUUUUUUUUCUAGGUUAAAUUUUAGAAUCAACUUCUAGUAAAUGUCAUAAAUAUAUAUAUAUACAAAAGAAUAUUUGAAUCAUUAUUGAGAAUUUUGUUUUAGCAAUGAUUUAGGUGUGAAGUUAUCAACCAAUUUUUUUGUUAUAAAAGUUUUUAACUUUUUGACAGAAUUAAUUCUAUGUUCUACUAUAGUUAUGGGAAUCUAUUGGCCAAGUCAAUUUCUCAAUAAAUUAACUGUCAGUGUCUUUUUGUUAAGUAAUUAAGAUUUGAUAUAAUGUAGAAAAAAAUAAAUCUUGAAGCCAUUACCUCAUUUUUUAUAGUAUUACCAGACAUUAAAACUUUUUGCAUCAACCUUUUCCAGUUUGGUUUUAAAGAUUGUGAAGCAAUUAAAGUCACUUAACAGUUGGAAAAAAAACAACCUCAUUAGUAUACUUACUUAAUCAUAAUUUACAGAUAACAGACGCUACACAUGCUUCAAACAUUUUAAAGACUAAUACAUCAAGAACUUUCAGUGUAAGUUCCACUCCAGUAUGGCUUGACUAGCCAAGAAAACUAACAUCUAAACACAUUUUUUAUUUCUUGACUAAUGAACAAAAUGACUAGACUAAUUGAACUUUCAUGUGCAUAGGGUGUACCAUAGUAAUUAUCUGUAUUAUAUGCAUCGGAAUUGUUUUAAAUGUUUGUAAUGACCUACGUUUGAUUGACUGAAACAGAAUUAAAACUUGUUGAAACUUAAGAA
Messenger RNA from Biomphalaria glabrata, 11058 nucleotides. RefSeq lists its product as uncharacterized. Gene Ontology annotation, cellular component: dendrite. The transcript is spliced from 15 exons. Lineage: Eukaryota; Metazoa; Mollusca; Gastropoda; Planorbidae. Gene Ontology annotation, molecular function: signaling adaptor activity; NAD+ nucleosidase activity; protein binding. Bases 370 to 7434 code for a protein of 2354 amino acids. Gene Ontology annotation, biological process: response to axon injury; signal transduction; negative regulation of MyD88-independent toll-like receptor signaling pathway. The record is from RefSeq and is a predicted model, not a curated record.